Messenger RNA from Neurospora tetraspora, 1438 nucleotides. RefSeq lists its product as uncharacterized. NCBI's taxonomy places the organism in Eukaryota, Fungi, Ascomycota, Sordariomycetes, Sordariales, Sordariaceae. Bases 257 to 1051 code for a protein of 264 amino acids. The transcript is spliced from 2 exons. The record is from RefSeq and is a predicted model, not a curated record.
CCUGCAUCCUGUUGGACUUUGUCUUGUUUCCUUCCAAACCCACGAAAGCCAUUCUUUUUGUCAAUCUCGAACCAACGUCGCAACUCUCACAGUCCUUUAUCCAACAACCACAACACUCACUUUGUCUUAACAGAAAGACACACAAACCACAAGCUACAUCGGCAUCAAAACAGUAUCGUUACCAUCAACAAUCACUACUUCCAAAGGAACCUACAUUCACAUUUACCAGCGCCUCGCUGGAAACCACAACGCCAAAAUGACGUUCACUCUCACUACUAGCAUCCUCUCCCUCCUAACCCUCUUCAUCAGCCUCAUCUCAGCCGCUCCAAUGAUGGGCGGUGGCUUCGGUGGUUUUGGGCGCGCCGCCAUCGGCGGUUUUGGGCGCGCUGCCAUCGGCGGUUUCGGGCGCGCUGCCAUCGGUCCCUACGGCUACGGCAUGGGCUUCAACCGCGCCUUCAACAACUUCGCUGCCUACCCCUACGGCUACGGCAUGGGCUUCAACCAAUUCAACGCGUUCCCCUACGGCAUGGGCUUCAACCGCGUGAACAGUGUCGGCGACCCCCCCUGCGACGAAUGCUACGAGAACAGCAUCAAGGACAUCCCCGUCUACGUCAACAACAUGCCGCCUAUGCCCCCGCCCAGCCCAGCUCCCGUCAUCUACAACGAGAUCCCCGCUCCCAUGCCGAGCCCGCCUCCCGUGGUCGUCAACGAUAUAAUGGCUCCUCCUCCUCAGGCUCCUCCUACCAUUAUGAAUAAUCUUGUUCCUAACCCGGAACCUAACCUCCCACCUACUGUUAUGAACAACGUCCCGCCCCCUCCUCCCAAGCCUAUGCCCCCUAUGGUUGUCAACAAUAACGUCGCGGAUUGCGAAUGUGAUGAAUGCGGCUGCGAAGGCGGUAAUGCCGAGUUCGUUCAGCAGGAUGUCGAGUAUGUUGAGCAACCGGCGGUCGCGUAUAUGCCGCUUGGCACUACCAGCAUCGUGGAGGAUGUUAAUAACGACUUUGCUGAGGAUGGUGUAGUCUAUGGUGGGCAGAGUAUUGUUUAUCCUUAGGGAUCGAAGGACACUCGUUUUUUUAAAAAGGAGGAGGCGCCUUGUAGCUGGGACUGCUGGGCAGAACUUGGGCCUUCAAGGUCCAACAAGGGAGAAGAAGGAGAAGAAUUACCUGCUAUCUACAGCAUUUUGAAUGGUCUCGCUUCGUUUGAAGACCAUCCCCCACUGUCAUUUAAACAACUCAAAGAUUUCCUUGUAAUGUCAACUCAUUAUGCCAAACCCUUCUUUCAACAGCCGUGGAGCCGUGGUAGUGACGAGAAGCCGAAUUUUCGGUUUUUGUGGCUUUGUGUGUCGUGUCCCUUGAGUCGUCGUCGACUUUGAGAAACUGUCCCGCAUGCUGUGUGACUACUUCCAGGUGCAGUAUCAAACCUCCCAUGACCCUUGACG